AUGCUCGAUCUGUACAGGAACAACGACGUCUUCGUUUCUACUGCACAACAGCGAAAAAAUUAUAACGCGCUUGGCGAAGCCCUAAACCAGUUCACAACAAUGGCGAUUGUGGAUUCAACCCGUUCUGCAGCUAAAAAAUGGUGUUUGUUUUCUGAAAAUUCUCUUUUGAUGGUUGAAAAGCAUUUGGGGAAGGCCUUUGCUACACUCACUGGUCACAAGAUUCAUGUUUCAGUUUUAGCAAGUGAUCUUCUCGUGAAAACUAUCCCUAUGCCUUUGUGUUUCAGGUUUCUUCAAUUUAAGCCCGCAUGGCCCGAACUCGUAUCCCUCUGCCUCUGGGAGGAUGCGAGUAUAAUCUUGCAGCUCGUAUUCCUGUUAACUUUAUUGCUAUGCUUUGUGAAAAACAACGUGUCCUAUUUCAGCCAAGGCAGAAUAAAGGCGAACGGAGUAGAAAAAAUCCCGACAGAUGGCAAAUACGGGCUUCCUUACAAACUCAGCGUCGUCUGUUCUGUCCUAAUGCUCGGGACUCAAGCCGUACCGUUGCUGAUGUGGCAGACGAAAACGGGACCUCAUUGCAGGUCACAUGUCUCGAUACUUUCAUCCAGGAUCAUGCAAGUGGUAUCAUGGUCGAUAGCUUUAGUUGUACUGUACUCAAUUCGAAACAGGAGGAGUAUCAAGUUUCCAUGCAUUUUGAGAUUCUGGUGGAGUUUUACUUUUUUGUUAUCCCUCGCUCGUGCUUUGCUCGAUGCACAUUGGAUUAUGACGAAACAUAUCCGCCCCAGAUUGCAGGAAUAUUCUGACAUAAUUACCCUUUUAUUUUCUACAUGUUUGCUUGGUUUUUCUAUCCGGGGUAAAACGGGGUUGACUUUUACCAUCCCGAACGAAAUUACCCAACCGCUUCUUAACGGGAAAACCGAAAAGAGUUCAGAAGGCAAGCGAGACAACAGUCCAUAUGGAAAAGCCACUCUCGUCCAGCUCGUCACCUUUUCCUGGCUUAAUCCGCUCUUCGAAUUCGGUUUCAGAAAGCCUCUCGAUCAGGAUGAAGUCCCAGAUGUCGACAUCAAGGACUCGGCCGCUUUCCUAUCUCAAAAAUUCGACGAAUGCCUCAAAUACGUAAAAGAAAUCGACGGGACCGAAAUCCCGUCCAUUUACAAAGCAAUCUACAUUUUCGCUCGGAAAAAAGCUGCCAUUAACGCCCUUUUCGCCGUCACGAGCGCAGGAACUUCAUACGUGGGCCCUUACCUCAUCAACUACUUUGUCGAAUUUCUGAACGAGAAGAAGUUCCGGAGCUUGAGCAGCGGAUACCUUCUCGCGCUCGGUUUUCUCAGCGCGAAAAUAGUCGAGACCAUUGCACAGAGGCAGUGGAUCUUCGGUGCUCGCCAGCUGGGUCUCCGUUUGAGAGCCGCGUUGAUUUCUCAGAUUUACAAGAAAGGGCUGAUUUUGUCGAGCAAGUCUCGUCAGAGCCGAACGAGUGGCGAAAUCAUGAAUUACAUGAGCGUGGACGUGCAAAGAAUCACGGAUUUCGUGUGGUACUUAAACACGGUUUGGAUGCUGCCCGUGCAAAUCUCGUCGGCCGUUUAUGUUCUCCACAUGAAUCUUGGACGAGGAGCUUUCGUGGCACUAGCAGCGACUUUAAUGGUUAUGGCGGGAAAUAUUCCCUUGACGAGAGUUCAAAAGUGGUAUCAGAUGAGAAUCAUGGAAGCUAAGGAUAAUCGAAUGAAGUCCACCGCUGAAGUCCUUAGGAAUAUGAAGACGCUCAAGCUGCAGGCAUGGGACACGCACUAUCUCGAGAGGCUCACGGGCUUGAGGAAAACCGAGCACGGCUGGCUUUGGAAGUCGCUCAGGCUUUCGGCUCUUAGUGCGUUUAUCUUCUGGGGUGCACCGACUUUUAUCUCUGUAGUGACUUUCGGAGGGUGUUUGUUAAUGGGGAUCCCUUUAACAGCUGGUCGGGUUCUCUCGGCUUUAGCUACUUUCAGAAUGCUUCAAGACCCGAUUUUCAACCUGCCCGAUUUGCUCAACGUGAUUGCCCAGGGGAAGGUCUCGGUGGAUAGGAUCUCGACUUAUCUCCAGGAGGAUGAGAUAAAGCCGGAUGCUGUUGACUUUGUUCGGGAUGGCUGUCAAACUGGUCAAAUGGGGUUUGAUGUGGAGAUUGACGGUGGGAAAUUCAGCUGGGAUAUGGAUUUGGAGAAUCCGACACUCGACGGGAUUCGGCUGAGGGUGAAAAAAGGGAUGAAAGUGGCGAUUUGUGGAGCGGUGGGGUCCGGAAAAUCGAGCCUGCUUUCGUGCGUGCUUGGAGAGAUGAACAGGCUGGCGGGGAAGGUGAGAGUGUGUGGGUCGAAGGCUUACGUGCCUCAGUCGCCGUGGAUAUUGACUGGGAAUAUCCGGGAGAAUAUUCUUUUCGGGAGGUGUUACGAGAGUGAGAAGUACGAGAGAACCAUUGAGGCUUGUGCCCUGGUGAAGGAUUUCGAGCUGUUUGGUGCGGGGGAUUUGACGGAGAUUGGGGAGAGAGGGAUAAACAUGAGCGGGGGGCAAAAGCAGAGGAUACAGAUUGCGCGUGCCGUUUAUCAGGAUGCUGAUAUUUAUCUUCUGGACGACCCGUUUAGUGCUGUGGAUGCUCAUACGGGCACACAACUUUUUCAGGAUUGCUUGAUGGGGAUUCUCAAGGAUAAGACGAUUCUGUAUGUUACACAUCAAGUUGAGUUUCUGCCUGCAGCCGAUCUUAUUCUGGUGAUGCAAAAUGGGGAAAUCGCGCAAGCCGGCACGUUCGACGAGCUCCUGAAGCAGAACAUCGGGUUCGAGGUCUUGGUCGGGGCCCACAGCCAGGCCUUGGAAUCUGUGCUAACCGCCGAGAGCUCGAGCCGAACCACCUCAGAUCACAACAACAACUGCAGCAGCACACCAGCAGUCGAGAACGAGACAACAGACAAUGACUCGGACCCCAGCCAAGAAUUUCCCCACACCAAACAGGACUCAGAACACAACCUGCGAGUGGAGAUAACCGAGAAAGAAGGGCGGCUAGUCCAGGACGAGGAGAGAGAAAAAGGAAGCAUCGGGAAAGAAGUCUACAUGGCGUAUUUGACCACGGUCAAACGUGGUGCAUUAGUCCCGAUCAUCCUUCUCGCACAAUUGUCCUUUCAGGUUUUGCAGAUUGGUAGCAAUUACUGGAUGGCAUGGGCCUGCCCAACUGGGGAUAGCGAGCCAGUGGCUGGGAUGAAUUUUAUACUGUUGGUUUAUACACUUCUUGCAGUUGCUAGUGCCUUUUGCGUGCUGCUUAGGGCUUCAUUGGUGGCUGUAGCGGGUCUUCUCACAGCUGAAAAGCUCUUUAGUAAGAUGCUGAAUAGUGUUCUUAGGGCACCCAUGGCGUUUUUCGACUCCACACCAGCUGGAAGGAUAUUGAACAGACAAUAUUACAUACCAACUGCUAGAGAGCUCGCACGCCUAGCUGGCAUCCAAAGGGCUCCAAUCCUCCACCAUUUUGCAGAGUCGCUUUCGGGUGCUGCAACUAUUCGUGCUUUUGAUCAGCAGGAAAGGUUCAGUGACUUCAACCUAUGCCUCAUUGACAACCACUCGAGACCUUGGUUUCACAAUGUGUCGGCCAUGGAGUGGCUCUCCUUCAGGCUGAACCAGCUGUCGAAUUUCGUGUUUGCCUUCUCGCUCGUCUUGCUCGUCACUCUCCCAGAAGGAAUCAUAAAUCCAAGCAUUGCUGGGUUGGCCGUGACUUACGGUAUCAAUCUGAACGUAUUGCAAGCUUCAGUCAUAUGGAAUAUAUGCAAUGCGGAAAAUAAAAUGAUCUCGGUCGAACGCAUUCUUCAGUACUCGAACCUUGCAAGUGAAGCCCCACUCGUAAUCGAAGACAGCAGACCCCCACAAAACUGGCCCGACUUCGGAAAUAUUCGUUUCACGAAUUUGCAGAUACGAUACGCAGAGCAUUUACCGUCAGUCUUAAAGAACAUCACGUGCACAUUUCCUGGCAAGAAAAAAAUCGGUGUUGUCGGGAGGACGGGAAGUGGUAAAUCGACGCUCAUACAGGCGAUUUUCCGUAUCGUGGAGCCUCGGGAGGGCAAAAUUGUCAUUGACGAUGUCGAUAUUUGCAUGAUUGGCUUUCACGACCUGAGGUCGAGGCUCAGCAUCAUCCCACAGGACCCGACCAUGUUUGAAGGGACAGUCAGAGGAAAUCUUGACCCACUCGGGCAACACUUUGAUAUCGAGAUUUGGGAGGCGCUCGAUAAAUGUCAAUUGGGAGAUAUCGUGCGUGGAAAAGCUGAUAAGCUUGAAUCCACAGUGGUUGAGAAUGGGGAGAAUUGGAGUGUUGGCCAGAGGCAACUAUUUUGUCUCGGGAGGGCUUUACUUAAGAAGAGCACGAUUCUUGUUCUUGACGAGGCUACUGCAUCGGUUGACUCGGCAACUGAUGGAGUUAUUCAAAAGAUUAUCAAUCAGGAGUUUAAAGAUCGAACUGUAGUCACAAUAGCACACAGGAUACACACGGUUAUCGACAGUGACCUUGUCUUGGUGCUGAGUGAUGGAAGAAUAGCAGAGUACGACACGCCGGCUAAGCUAUUGGAAAGAGAGGAUUCAUUCUUCUCCAAAUUAAUCAAGGAGUACUCGAUGAGGUCACAGAGUUUCAACAGCUUACAAAAGUUGCAACACUGAGAAAUUACUUAAUAAUCCCCAGGUUAUGCGCAUAUGCCAUUUUCGAACGUUGGUUUCGAUUUGAAAAGCUUCUUAGAUAAAGUUGAUGACGAUAAGCGGGACACUUGUAGAUUCUACUAAAUCCAGAAAUAAGUCAGAUUAUCGGCUUCUUUUUGCUGAGGAAAGCAACACUUUAGAGUUUGUGAAUGCUCUUGAUUCUCAGACAUUCAGCAUAAUCUCAUAUUUUGUGAAUGGAAUAAUAGUAGUUAAUAUGAAAUAUUAAAAUUUCAUUUCCUUCGUAAUUAUGUGAUAAUGGCAUCAAUCACCUUUUAACAAUUCUUG
Messenger RNA from Striga asiatica, 4968 nucleotides. Lineage: Eukaryota; Viridiplantae; Streptophyta; Magnoliopsida; Lamiales; Orobanchaceae. The record is from the annotation of a GenBank genome assembly.